Messenger RNA from Erpetoichthys calabaricus (reedfish), 1420 nucleotides. Its product is annotated as zinc-activated ligand-gated ion channel-like. Gene Ontology annotation, molecular function: extracellular ligand-gated monoatomic ion channel activity; transmembrane signaling receptor activity; neurotransmitter receptor activity. The coding region runs from base 51 to 1337 and encodes 428 amino acids. Gene Ontology annotation, cellular component: membrane; synapse; neuron projection. The record is from RefSeq and is a predicted model, not a curated record. Lineage: Eukaryota; Metazoa; Chordata; Cladistia; Polypteriformes; Polypteridae. The transcript has 9 exons. Gene Ontology annotation, biological process: nervous system process; signal transduction; monoatomic ion transmembrane transport.
CCGUGUGGCGCUAAAUAUUUGAAUCUUUUUUAGUAUUUUUCAGAACGGCAAUGCUUGGAAAACAGCAACCUUUGUGGAUGGCUCUCAUUGCUGGAAUUGUUCUCCCAGCUCUUCAUCCAAUGGCCUCCGCCACCACGUGCUUCAGCCGACGCUGUCUAGCGUCCCUCCUGCUUUCCAACACCAGCGCGUAUUUCAUUCCAUCUGCUGAUGACAGCGGCUGCUCCGUGCAGGUUCACACCAUGAUGGCGGUAUUUGAAACUCUCAAAGUGGACACACGGGAUCUCUUCUUUGAUGCUAUCCUAAGAAUGAAGCUGAUGUGGGUCGAUCCGUCUCUGUCUUGGAAUUCAUCUUAUCCUUUUAACACUAUGGCGUUACCUGUGGAUUCCGUCUGGACGCCUAACCUCACAGUGAGAAAUGCCCUCAAGCUGGAGAAACAAUCGGAGUCUUCUCACGUGCUGGUUUUCCGUAACGGCACAGUGCUGUAUAAUUACGUGAUGUGGAUCACGGUGGGCUGCGACAUAAACCUCUACAAAUACCCUUUUGCUAGAGACUCCUGCCUCAUUGCCAUAAGCGGAUGGAACGAAGAGGACUGCGGGGUAAUGCUGAACAUAAGGGAUGUCCACGUGGUGGGGAAAGAGAGAGGAGACUGGAAUACUGAAUCAGUCACAAUCGGUCAACGUGACGGCCACAAAAUCAUGACGGUUUCCCUCUGGACAGAUGCCUACAAUAUCGUCUUCUCCCUCAUCAUCCCCAGCUUCAUGAUUCUAGCGGCAGACAUCAUGGGCUUUGCCUUGCCUGUAGCCGGCGAUGGAGAGCGUGUCUCAUACAAGGUUACGCUGCUGCUUGGAUUCGUUAUGUUCCUGCUCAUCCUGUCUGAUAUGCUGCCUGGGGCGCCUUUCUGUAUUCCCCUCAUCAAACAUCACUUCAGCAUUUCACUCAUCUUCCUCGUGGUCAGCACUAUUGAGACUCUGCUGGUUACUUACCUGGCCACAAAUGGACUUCCAUGCUUCAGCAGCUCCUGGGCUCGCAGCACACACCCUGUAGUGGAACUCCAAGAUCAAAGAAAGGAACCGCUUCACAAUGGCGAGGAGUGCCCAGGUGUUGGUCAAGAUUUGCCCUACAACGUUCCUUCAUUUACACUGAGCAACCAGAGACUGAGCCGUUAUGUUGAACUCCAGGAGCUACAGCACCAGCAGACAGAAAGAAAUAAGCGAUUUGCAGUGAAAGUGGACAGGGUCUGUUUCGUCCUGUAUUUUAUUGCAUUUCUGAUGUAUCUAGCGGUUAUGACUUACAUGUGCAUAAAAAGCGAAUGUGAUGUUAACCACAUGAACUUUUGAGACUUGAAAUUACCCUGCAAAAUUAUCACUGGCCUUUAACCGUUGGACUGAACUUUUAAUUCAAACGAUUCUGCGUGUGACUG